Molecule: messenger RNA, 621 nt
Organism: Cercospora beticola
Lineage: Eukaryota; Fungi; Ascomycota; Dothideomycetes; Mycosphaerellales; Mycosphaerellaceae
Product: pre-mRNA-splicing factor SPF27 family protein
Biological process (GO): mRNA processing
Cellular component (GO): Prp19 complex; catalytic step 2 spliceosome; precatalytic spliceosome
Source: RefSeq, a predicted model, not a curated record
AUGCCUCUCAUUCAGAACGCGCCCGAUGCGCUGCCCUACGUCGACGCACCAGUGUCGGAAGAGGCAUUGCACAACGCCAAUGCUUUAAUCCAAGCCGAAAUCGACCCAGCGCACGCGAACUCCGCCCAUCCUUCCAUACCAGCUCUGAGAGAGUCCAAAUUUUCAGAGCUGGUCGACGCAGAACAUGCGCGCAUUGCUGCGGGACAACCGAAAAGCCAGGGACUUGAUCUGAGCCGCUAUGAGCUGCUAGAUCCCCCAGCCAAAGGAGACCUGCCAGCGUGGAAUGAUACCCUACAAAAAGCGUAUGCCAGUGCCGAGUAUCUGCGCGGUCGCGAAGUCAACCUUGGCCUGCUAGAGACUUACGGAAAAAAUGCCUGGUUGAUCGGCAACAGCCAGCUAGAGGAUGAGCUCAAGGCUGUGGAAAAAGAGCUCGACAUGGCCAAGAUCGAACAAGAGCAGCUUGAGGAAAGCCGGCGCAAGGCCCAAGGCAACGCGGCAGCUGAAUUGCAGGGCCUCGAGGAAGCAUGGAAGACUGGCGUCGGUAGGAUGAUUGAAACGCAGGCCGCUGCUGAGCGCUUGCGUCUCGAGAUCCUGCAGAGGAAGCGACAGGGCGUGGCGUGA